Labrus bergylta (ballan wrasse) is the source of this 1255-nucleotide messenger RNA. RefSeq lists its product as uncharacterized. NCBI's taxonomy places the organism in Eukaryota, Metazoa, Chordata, Actinopteri, Labriformes, Labridae. The record is from RefSeq and is a predicted model, not a curated record.
CGUUCAAUGCUCGGAGAAGCAGCAGUGAGCGUUCACAGUCGAGCUUUCCAGAGAGUCGGUCUGCUGUCUCCACGUUCAUCCCAGGGAUAUAAUCAGGCUCAGUCGAGCAAUAACAGGAAGAAGCGAUGGCAGUUCUCAGGGUUAUACUUGUUGCUGCCUUCAUGGUGACUGUAGCGCUGGCUAAACCGGUCAAUCUGAGCGAGGAUGAGGAGCAAUCCAACGAGUCCACUGAGGAAAACUCAUCAGAGGAGGACAGCAGCCCUGUUGGGCAUUCACAUCAUGGGCCCCUGCCGCCUGUGAACACCCCUGAUGUCAUAGUGUUGACUGGGCCAUCAGAGGAGGACAGCACACCUGUUGGGGACUCACAUUAUGGGUCCCUGCCGCCUGUGAACACCCCUGAUGUCAUAGUGUUGACUGGGCCAUCAGAGGUGGACAGCACCCCUGUUGGGUCCCUGCCACCUGUUAACACCCCCGACAUCAUAGUGUUGACUGAACCACAGGGCACUGCAGACAUGUUCCCGUCUGUAGAUGGAACCAUUUCAACAAACGAUAUUUCAGUCCUGCCAGACCACAUAGACCCGCAAUCCUCCACUGACUCGGACACCACCAACAUUUUUCAGGACAUGCCUGUGACCGAUCCUGCUCAGGACUCGACUAUUGGCGAUGUUCUCCCAGACUCCGAGGUCACUCUGCACGCAGGGCUUACAGAAACUCAUGAUGGCACAAACCAACCACAUGCCACCACCACAUACCAAAAUCCCCCGCUUGGUACCACAACCUCACCCAUGUCUAUCGCCAUGGCAACUGCCAAGACUACUGUUCCUGUCUGUAUCACUUUCCAGUUUGCUACCUCCGAGCCAGAUCAACCAAGAGGAGACAGCAUGCGACGCAAAUAACAGAAACAUUGGUUUAAAGUUUUUAUUAUUGUUGUACAUUAUACUCUAAACACUCUAAGUGUCUGUUUUAGCUCCACAUUUAGAGAGAGGUGAUCUGGUUUUAGUCAGAUGGUGCAUGUGUGAUGACUGCUAUAUCAUAUUAAGUGAACCCUCUCUGUACUCUCAGAGCUUUAAAAACGUACAGCUCUUCAUUUGUUAAUGUUGAUGAUGUGUUUAUUUGAGCUGCUGAAAAAUAAAAGUGUGAUGUGAUUUAUGUUCUUAUGUCUCCUUUACGACCUUCUUAACCAAAACAAUUAAAGAAAUAAUGUGCGACUGUUUGAUCCAGCAUGAAACCAAAACAACUCGCGCUGCAUUGUUGU